UAAAAACAUAGUAAUGAACUCUACGAGACCUACGUUGCUUUAAAUUCAGGCUAUUAGUUAUGAAUUGAAAUAGUUUGUUUGUGAAUGAAAAAUGCAUUCACAAAAUGAAAAAUGGAUCCGCAACUAGGAAUCCUUUUGAAAGAGCAACGGCAACUGAAGGCAACAGAAGGCACCUUGAAAUCGAUGAUAGAGAAAAUCAACCAUCAACUGAAUCAAUUGCUAGUUGAAGAGCUGCAACUGAAGUCGCGGGACGUUCAGUUGACCGUGGACAAGCAACAAACAACGAACGCACCAGCUCCCGAGAAUGCUACCUCAUCCAACGUUUCCGAAAUCAAUCGGCAAGAGCUCAAUCUCGAAAUUAAGGGUCAGACGUUGAUGAAAUCACUAGAGGAGUCCGAGGACGAGUUGUAGUACGAGGUCAUCAAAAACCAAUGCGACGGAAGCGCCGGUCCGGGUAUCACAACAAAUGCACACAACGCAGGGUAGUUUAUACUUGCGCUAAAUAAACAGGUUUACUUAUUAAAUUA
This is a messenger RNA of Anopheles coustani, 527 nucleotides long. RefSeq lists its product as uncharacterized. NCBI's taxonomy places the organism in Eukaryota, Metazoa, Arthropoda, Insecta, Diptera, Culicidae. The record is from RefSeq and is a predicted model, not a curated record. Gene Ontology annotation, cellular component: nucleus. Bases 112 to 411 code for a protein of 99 amino acids. The transcript has 2 exons. Gene Ontology annotation, biological process: transcription initiation at RNA polymerase III promoter; transcription by RNA polymerase II.